AAACUGUUAAUUGUCUAUGCUGCCUGUUCUCUCCUCUAUCCUCUCUUUUGUAACUCAACUUAGUCAAUUCACUUUUGUUAGUGAAUUUGUCCAUGGGCAAUAUUUGCUCGUUGUUAAACUAAUAACUGAUUGACAAAUUCAAGUAGUUUAAUCUUAAUUUUGAUAUAACCUAAGUAAUGGGUGAUAGUGAUGAUGAAUAUGAUAGGAAGCGAAGAGACAAAUUUCGAGGUGAACGUACAGAGUCUGUGAGAGGCAGUGAAAAUCGAAGAGAUGAACGUCGAAUACGUGAUGACUGGAACGAUAGAGAAAGCUGGGGUACUCGUAAUAGAGGCAGAGGAGACUACAGAGGACCAAUGCGAGAUAGAUAUAGUCCAGGAGCACAAAGAGACUUGUCACCUCCAGUAAAAAGAAUGCGCCCUGAUUGGGAAGACCGACGUAUUGGAUAUGAUCCACCUGGUUAUGGUUAUAGCGCCCCAUGGGAUCCUCCUGGUCACCAUAUGCCUCCAGUUACUAGAACUAUACCUAUGAGAGAUCCUGGUGCACAUGCUGUUGGUCAUGCAGCACCAUUAGUAGAUCAAUCGUCUGGGGAUACUCAGCCACCUAUGAUGUCAUUAAAGGCUUUUUUGUUAACUCAAGAUGAUAAUAUUACCGAUGAGGAAGCUCUAUCUAAAUAUAAUGAAUACAAAUUACAAUUUAAAAGAAAUCAGUUAAAUGAAUUCUUUGUUGCUCAUAAAGAUGAGGAAUGGUUUAAAAUUAAAUAUCAUCCUGAUGACAGUGUUAAACGCAAAGAAGAGCAAAAUAUCGCCAUUAAAAAACGUUUAGAUGUGUUUAAAGAAUUUUUAUCAAAAAGCAAGAUUGAUGGUAUUGUUAUUGAUGCUGAUAAUCCUGAUCCAUUAGUUCACCUUUUGGAUUCUAUUGUAAUCAAACUUGAAGGAGGCACUGAUUUUGAUUUAACUGUAUUAGAUCCUGUUAAACUACAAAAAACUAAAGAAGAAACUGAUAUUUCCAAUGAGCAAAUUAAAAUUACUGAGACUGUUGGAAACUCAGAUGGUGAAGUAGAUAGUGACAAAGAAGAUGUUGUAGAGAAAGAGAAAAGCGAUGUUUCUAAUAAUGGUAACAUUGGUGAUGAUUCAAAAAAUGAAAAUGGACAAAAAUCAGAAGUUAUGGACAUAACAAACGAUAAUGAUCAUAGUAAUGUUGUAAAACCUUUGGCAUUACAUCGUACUACAUCAGUUUUUUUAAGAAAUUUAGCUCCUACAAUAACAAAAUUCGAAUUGGAAACUAUUUGUAAACGAUUCCAAGGUUUUAUGCGUUUAUCUAUUGCAGACCCUUUGCCAGAACGAAGAUGGUUUAGGCGUGGUUGGGUAACUUUUGAUCGAGAUGUUAACAUUAAAGAAAUAUGCUGGAAUCUCAAUAAUGUUAGGUUACGUGAUUGUGAAUUGGGUGCUAUCGUCAACAGAGAUUUAAGUAAAAGAAUUCGAUCUGUUAAUGGAAUUACUAGUCAUAGACAAGUAGCCCGGAAUGAUAUGAAACUUUGUGCUAAUAUUAUAAAUAAUUUUGAUAAACGUGCUGAUAUUUGGCAAACUAAUAAUGAAGAAACACCUGCUGAAUGUACUUAUGGAGUUGUUUCACACAAUCCUGUAUUACAAAAUAUUACUGACUUUUUAAUUGAAGAAGCUUCUGCUGAAGAAGAGGAACUUUUGGGAGAAAAUGCUACUUGUGAACCUGAAGAUACAACUGACAAAGAUGUACAAUUAUUCAAGGCACUUGAUAAAAUGUUACUUUAUUUACGAAUCGUUCAUUCAGUAGAUUAUUAUAAUCAUAGUGAAUAUAUAAACGAAGAUGAGAUGCCUAAUCGAUGUGGUAUAAUGCAUGCCCGUUGUGCCCUUCCAAGUAGUCCACCUACUCAGCAAGAAAUUAAUGAUUAUUGUCAAAAUUUUCAAACUAAAGUUAGUUCUCUAACUAGUUCAACUCCUAAUGAAAUUAGCGAAAAAGAAUUAAUUCAACUUGGAGCAAAAAGUGAAGAAGAAGAAAUUGAAAAAUUUGUUACAGCUAAUACACAAGAAAUAUCUAAAGAUAAAUGGUUGUGUCCAUUGUCGGGUAAAAAAUUUAAAGGUCCAGAUUUUGUGCGAAAACAUAUUUUUAAUAAACAUAUUGAUAAGUUAGAUGAUGUGAAGAAAGAGGUUAAAUAUUUUAAUAAUUAUUUGCGUGACCCAAAAAGACCUCAAUUACCAGAACAUCCUGGAAAUAAACAACCUAGAAAAGAGUUAAGUGAUACACCCCAGCCUUAUACUCCUGCUGCCAAUCCUUAUCAAUUACCUGGAUAUCCACCAUAUGGAGGUGGUGGAUUUGGCCGAGGCAUGUAUGGAUAUACUAGACCACCAGCGCGUGGAGGUUUUAGAGGUGGCAGGGGUGGUUUUGAUUAUAGACCCAUUAUUCAUUAUCGUGAUUUAGAUGCUCCAAAAGAACCAGAAGAAAAUUUUAUCUAAAUAAUUAUUUAUUCAAACAUCUAUAUAGUUUAAGUUAUGUGUUUGCAUUUUUACAACAUUGAUAUUCUAUUUCAAUUUAUGUAUUAUAUGGAUCAUCUAUAAAAUUUAAACAAUUUAGACAACUAUUAGACAUUCGUUUUUUUUUUUUUUUUUUACUGUAAUUUGUUUAAAAUAUACAUAUUUUAGCAAUAGUUUAACAAUUAUAUUUGGCUGAUAUGAAUGCACAAAAUAAUUAUAAAAGAUAAGUAAUAAAUUUUCUGUGACAAUUUUUCCAAAAUGUAUUAUAUUCAAAAUUAAAAAAAAAAUUAAUAUUCUUUAUA
Molecule: messenger RNA, 2809 nt
Organism: Daktulosphaira vitifoliae (grape phylloxera)
Lineage: Eukaryota; Metazoa; Arthropoda; Insecta; Hemiptera; Phylloxeridae
Gene: Ars2
Product: serrate RNA effector molecule homolog
Exons: 17
Coding region: 177-2489 (770 amino acids)
Biological process (GO): primary miRNA processing; mRNA processing
Cellular component (GO): nuclear body
Source: RefSeq, a predicted model, not a curated record